UUGCUUCCCUUCUAGGCUGAUUCUGACUCUGGAGGAAAAGAACCUGUGCCUCAGAACACUGGAAGAACAGAACAUGGCACUGAACAAUCAUGUCUCUCAGUGUCAUUCUGCUCUUCAGCAGGCCAACCAGCUCUCUACAAACCGCGCUGGACAACUGCAGGUGCUCAACACCCAGAUCCGGGCCCUGCAGGAUGCAGUGCUGCAGAUGGAGGCUUCCCAGGCAACUCGAGAGAAGCAGCUGCUGAAGGAGCUGGAGGAGUCUCGAGCAGGAGAACGCUGCUUGAGGGACUCUGUGCAUGUGCUGGAGGCUGAGGUGUCUGAGCUGCGUGUGAAGCUGCAGAGCUCUGAUGACAAAGCUCUUGCCUUGGCCAUACAGUGUAAGGCUCUGGAGCUGGAGCUGAGGAAGACACAGACUGAGAGAGACAACCUCAGAGCCUGCAACAUGGAGCUGCAGAAGGUGUUGGAGAAAAGUGAGCAAGAUUUCUGGAAGGCAGAAGUCAAGCACAUUUCUCGAGAAACUGCCCUGCAGAAAGAGGCCACGGAAAGGCAGGAAGAGGCUGUGACUCUUCUUCAGGAGGUGGCAUCUCUGAAGCGGAAAUUAGAAAACCUGGAGAAGGAAAGGAAGGAUGUGCUGCAUGAACAGGAAUUGUACCAGCAGCACAUGAGAUAUCUGGGAAAGAAGAAUGAAAUACAUGCACUUGACAUGCCAAAUCAACAGAAAAUAAUGCAACAAUUGAACACUGAAAAGGAAACCAAGCAAGAAGAUUUGGGGCAUGGGUCCGCUGCUUUGAAGGAAGGAAGAGGGGGAACACUGAGUGCUGCACUGACCAAGUGUAAAAUUGCCAAAGGGGCUCUGAAGAAUCGCUUGGCAUUCCUGAAGGGAAAGUCUUGUAUCCAGGCAGGCACUGGCAUUGAUCUUCAUUCCACUGCAACAUGCCUGAAUUAUUCCAGAGAUGUUUCCCAUCAAGAGCAGGCUUUUGGAGCACAAGAGGAGCAGCUGUUUUGUGGCUCAGGGACCAGCCUGGAAUCAAACAAAGUGGUUGCAUCAGCAGAGGAGAAGAGAGAGAGACCUGAAUUAUCCACUGUGCCCUGGAGAAGUGGCGAGCAGCAGGCUCUUGGAGCACAAGAGGAGCAGCUGUUUCGUGGCUCAGGGACCAGCCUGGAACCUAAGGAGCCAGUUGCAUCAGCAGAGGAGGAAAAGAGAGAGAGGCCUGAAUUCUCCACUGUGCCCAGGAGAAGUGGCGAGCAGGUGGAACCUGACAGGAGAAUCAGAGCUUUUAGGAGAAUGUUCCUCCCAGACUACUUCAUAUUCCCUGUCCACGAGUCUGCCCAUCGAAAUUGGUCAACUUUUGAAAUAGAAGACUCCUUCAGUAGCUCAGGGGAGCAGCAGCCCUCGUGCUGAUGCACAGCCUGUGGAGAAGAGGGUGUCCCUGCUGCAGUCACAGCUGGCCCAAGACCGACAGCACCACCUGGAGAGCUGUGCAGGGAGCAGGCAGGAGACACAAGGUGCAGAAGGGACCUCCUUGCUUCCUGAACAUCUCAGAGAGGAGCCAGCUGGAUGCAGUUUUAGACGUAGGCAGUAGUUUAUGUUUAAAGGUGGUAUAGUAUAGGAUAGCAUAGGUAAUAGUAAUUGAACCUUUAUACAACUGUCUUCCAUAGGAUGAAGGAUAUAUUGAUAGAGAAAUAAAGAGUUUAUUCUGAUCACAAUUAAACUAAAAGAUCUUUUUCAGGCUUAUUUACUGCCCAGUACAGAGACCUGUAACUUCCAGUAUAGUGCAUUAUAUCUGAAACAACAUUGAAGCAAUUCCAGUCAAGCCAGCAAAAACCAAUUCUUAAAGAUUGAUGCUACUCACCCAAACCCAUGACCAUGGGCAAACCUUUCUCUCAGUCUCAAGGCGUGACCUUGAGGAGCAUCCUCACUCCAGGGAGGAACCUGCAGAAGGGACACAUGUGCCAUGCACCACUUUGGUGAGGGCAGGAGAAUCCUGCCAUGUGAGGAGGUUUUUAAUUUGUCCUUAGGAAACUGCAGCCUGUUUUUUCUCGGAGUCACAGAAUCUCAGGCUGGGGGAGGCUGGAGGCACCUCUGGAGGUCACCUUGCC
This is a messenger RNA of Passer domesticus (house sparrow), 2100 nucleotides long. RefSeq lists its product as uncharacterized. Lineage: Eukaryota; Metazoa; Chordata; Aves; Passeriformes; Passeridae. The coding region runs from base 74 to 1402 and encodes 442 amino acids. The transcript has 8 exons. The record is from RefSeq and is a predicted model, not a curated record.